Messenger RNA from Octopus sinensis (East Asian common octopus), 989 nucleotides. Its product is annotated as inositol monophosphatase 1. The coding region runs from base 147 to 986 and encodes 279 amino acids. The record is from RefSeq and is a predicted model, not a curated record. Lineage: Eukaryota; Metazoa; Mollusca; Cephalopoda; Octopoda; Octopodidae. Gene Ontology annotation, biological process: signal transduction; inositol metabolic process; phosphatidylinositol phosphate biosynthetic process. Gene Ontology annotation, molecular function: inositol monophosphate 1-phosphatase activity. The transcript is spliced from 9 exons.
AAAAUCGUUUUGCUUCGCUCACGUCGUUUAUGAUAAAAAUAUCACACUUCUUUUUUAAUCGUCAUCCUACCAAAAAUGCAGGGCCUUUGGGAUUAGUUAAAAGAAGCUAAAUAUCGAAGUGGUUGAUUUGUCUUCUACUUUAAACUAUGGCAAAUAUUACUUUGAGCGAAGAAGAACUGUGUGAAAUUUAUGAAACAGGGAUUCAGCUUGCAAAAGAAUGUGGCCAUAUGAUUAAAGAAUGUUUUUACCGAGACAAAAAAGUGACAACAAAAGCCUCCUAUGCUGAUCUUGUUACUGAAACAGAUCAAAAUGUGGAGAAAUUUUUUACUAAAGAGAUAAAAAAACAUUAUCCAGGACAUAGUGUCAUUGGAGAAGAAACCACAGCUGAUGGUAAGAAAAUUGAGUUUACUAAUAAUCCAACAUGGAUCAUUGAUCCAAUUGAUGGGACUACUAACUUUGUACAUAGAAUACCAUACACAUGUAUUUCUAUUGGACUGACAGUCAACAAAGAGCCAGUAAUUGGAAUUGUGUAUAACCCAAUCACAGAUGUAUUUUUUAAAGCGAGAAAAGGGCAUGGUGCAUUUUGUAAUGACAAAAAGAUAGCAGUGACUGGUUUAGAAGAGAUAGAGUCAGCCAUGUUUAUUAUGGAAUUUGGCUCUAACAGAGAACCAGACAAGAUGGCUGUCAAGUUUAGGAACCUCUUCAAUCUAAACAAAGCAAGUCAUGGCUUGAGAGCAUAUGGUUCUGCUGCACUAAAUAUGUGUAAUGUUGCUCAAGGAGAAGAAGAUGGAUAUGCAGAACAUGGCAUCCACUGUUGGGACAUUGCUGCUGGGGCUGUUAUUGUGGAAGAAGCAGGAGGAGUUGUAAUAGAUCCUUCUGGUGAUAAAUUUGAUUUAAUGAGCCGAAAGGUUUUAGUAGCAUCAAGCAUGCCACUAGCAUUAAAAAUGUCUGCUCUGUUGGAAGAUCCUGGAUUUGAAAGAGACUAACAA